CUCUAGACUUAUCAAACUUUCUGCAGAUAGGUUUCGAGUGGCAAGUGAAACUACAUCGUUUCAUUUUAGAUUUGUUUGGACUUUGGCCCAAAGAUAUACAAAAUUCUUGGGAGAAAUUAAUGUGCAACUUUCGCGUAUUCAUAAUUUUACUGGGAUUAAUACUCUGUCUUAUAAUUCCUUCUAUACAUUCUUUAAUAAUAAUUUGUGGAGACCUUAUGCUAAUGAUAGAUAAUUUACAAUUUACUUUACCAAUUCUAUGUUCCUUGAUUAAAAUCAUGAUUUUUUGGUGGAAAAAAGAAGCUGUUGUCUCAAUUAUGAAUAUGAUUGCGAAAGAUUGGACAAAGUCAGUAAACGAUCAAGAGAAAAGUUUAAUGGUACGAAGGGCGCAGAUUUCACGCAUAAUUAUUGCUUGUUCCUACUGUAUAAUGGGAGUACAGUGCUUCUUUGUCGUUGUACUGCCUGUUUUUGGAAUGUCAAUGAGACUGACUCCAAAUAUUACUGAUCCAGGAAGACCGAUGCCAAUACAAACCCAUUAUUUUUACGAUAUAACAAAAAGACCGCAAUACGAAUUGACAUUUAUUAGUCAAUCUAUUUAUGUAGCUAUUGCCAUGAUGGCCUACAUUGGAAUAGACAAUUUUCUCAGUCUCGUAAUUUUUCAUAUAUGCGGGCAAUUAAACAUUAUUGAGAAUUAUUUAACACAUUUAAAUAAGUAUAUAAAUUAUCACAAAAUAUUAAAAUAUUGCGUAGCAAAACAUAUCCAAUUGAUUAGGUUUGUUUAUGAUUAGGUUUAUUUAUGAAAAAAAGUAUUUGGAUUUAUUCCAACUCUCUCUCUCUCUCUCUCUCUCUCUCUGUACAAU
Molecule: messenger RNA, 857 nt
Organism: Monomorium pharaonis (pharaoh ant)
Lineage: Eukaryota; Metazoa; Arthropoda; Insecta; Hymenoptera; Formicidae
Exons: 2
Coding region: 120-785 (221 amino acids)
Biological process (GO): detection of chemical stimulus involved in sensory perception of smell; sensory perception of smell
Cellular component (GO): plasma membrane
Molecular function (GO): odorant binding; olfactory receptor activity
Source: RefSeq, a predicted model, not a curated record